AAGUGAAAGGCGCCGGCGCUUAGAGAGAUAGGCGCCACCAAAGCAUUGUAUAUAAACCCUAGUUCAUUAAAGUUUAUCAUCAGUUGAUCUUCAACCUUCAUCAUGCAGACUGUUAUUAUUCUUGCUUCUCUCGUCUCUGCUGCUCUAUGCAUCCCCGCAGGACCCCCCGCCUAUGGACAUGAAGAGAACUACGACACCCCCGCCGCCUACGCUUACCAAUACGGCGUAGCUGACGAUUACAGCGGUGCUAAAUUUGAACAAAAUGAGAAGAGAGACGGAUAUUCUACCUCUGGAUCAUACAGGGUUGCUCUUCCAGACGGUAGAAUUCAGAUUGUUAACUAUCAUACCGCCGAUGCUUACAGCGGUAACAUCGCCGAUGUAACCUAUGAGGGAACUCCCACCUACGGACCUGGACCCGCCAGGCCUGUUCACGCCGCUGGACCCGCCCAUCUUGGAUAAGAUAUAUAAUGAUUGAUUAUUUAUUCUAAAUUAUUAUAAUAAAUGAUAAAUUCAAAU
This is a messenger RNA of Eurytemora carolleeae, 516 nucleotides long. Its product is annotated as pro-resilin. The transcript is spliced from 2 exons. The record is from RefSeq and is a predicted model, not a curated record. Lineage: Eukaryota; Metazoa; Arthropoda; Copepoda; Calanoida; Temoridae. Gene Ontology annotation, cellular component: extracellular matrix. The coding region runs from base 103 to 459 and encodes 118 amino acids.